CGUCUAGCAGAAGACUACCGACCCUUGCAGCCCCUCUGCGGUUCAAGUUGAAGGCGACGAAAUCUUAUUUUUAGCUAGUAGGCCAUAGCUUAUGUGUCGGCAGGGUCUGGUGCUCUUUCUUUUAUUUUUUCGCGGAUCUAUUACAAUGCCCAUAAUUCGGCUGGAAUCAUCGGAUAAAGAAAUCUUCGACACGGACACGGAGAUCGCCAAGUGCUCGGAGACCAUCAAGACUGCUCUCGAAGAUCUGGGCGAUGAGAGCGACAAUAGCGUGCUGCCCUUGCCUAAUGUCAAUUCGCUCAUUUUGAAGAAGGUGCUCCAUUGGGCCACCUACCACAAGGACGAUCCCGAGAUGGCCGAAGAGGAUGAAAACAAGGAGAAGCGCACCGAUGACAUUUCGUCAUGGGACGCCGACUUUCUGAAAGUGGACCAGGGCACCUUGUUCGAGCUCAUUUUGGCUGCAAAUUAUCUUAACAUUCAGGGACUGUUGGAUGUCACAUGCAAGACCGUCGCAAAUAUGAUUAAGGGAAAAUCGCCGCAAGAAAUCCGGGACACUUUUGCUAUAAUGAACGACUUCUCGCCAGCUGAGGAGGAGAAGGUGCGUAAGGAGAACGAGUGGUGCGAGGAGAAGUGAGGCGAGCGCCUUCCGGAGCCAUUGACCAUUACAGUCAAUCGGGCAUAUACAUAUGUAUAAACAAAAAACUGUUUUGUUCAUAAUUAAAGAGUUUGCGUAUUUCUUGC
Drosophila obscura is the source of this 738-nucleotide messenger RNA. RefSeq names its product S-phase kinase-associated protein 1. Gene Ontology annotation, molecular function: cullin family protein binding. Lineage: Eukaryota; Metazoa; Arthropoda; Insecta; Diptera; Drosophilidae. The record is from RefSeq and is a predicted model, not a curated record. Gene Ontology annotation, biological process: SCF-dependent proteasomal ubiquitin-dependent protein catabolic process. Gene Ontology annotation, cellular component: nucleus; cytoplasm. The transcript is spliced from 2 exons. The coding region runs from base 92 to 631 and encodes 179 amino acids.